This is a messenger RNA of Polyodon spathula (Mississippi paddlefish), 2961 nucleotides long. It is a transcript of the gene orc4, whose product is annotated as origin recognition complex, subunit 4. Gene Ontology annotation, biological process: DNA replication; DNA replication initiation. The coding region runs from base 107 to 1411 and encodes 434 amino acids. Gene Ontology annotation, molecular function: ATP hydrolysis activity; DNA replication origin binding. NCBI's taxonomy places the organism in Eukaryota, Metazoa, Chordata, Actinopteri, Acipenseriformes, Polyodontidae. Gene Ontology annotation, cellular component: nuclear origin of replication recognition complex; nucleus. The transcript is spliced from 14 exons. The record is from RefSeq and is a predicted model, not a curated record.
UGCAAGGCGAGGGGGCAGGAAGCUAGGGGUAAGACUUCAGGAAGUCGCCGUAGACUGCCCAGAGGUUGAAGGACAGAGGUGAAAGGAACUGAGUGGGCUAAAAAUCAUGAGCAAAAGAAAGUCAAAAGAAAUCUGCUUAACAAGUGGAGAGUGUAUUUCACAGGCUCAGAGAAUAUUACGGGAAAGAUUUUGUCACCAGAAGAUUCCUGGUAAACCAUUUGGAGUUGAAUCCCAGCACAAACAUUUGCUAGAGCUACUGAAGCGGACAGCUGUACAUGGAGAGAGUAACUCUGUCCUCAUCGUGGGUCCCAGGGGUGCUGGAAAGACAAUGCUGCUGAACUGUGUCUUGAAUGAGCUGCUGGAAGUGAAACAUGUGCAGGAGAAUGUUUUACAGGUUCAACUAAAUGGUUUAUUACAGACUGAUGACAGAAUUGCUCUUAAAGAAAUUACUAGGCAACUGCAUUUGGAGAAUGUUGUUGGGGACAAAGUUUUUGGGAGCUUUGCAGAGAAUCUUGCCUUUCUUCUUGAAGCUUUGAAAAAAGGUGAUCGUAGCAGCAGCCGCCCGGUGCUCUUCAUUCUGGAUGAAUUUGAUCUAUUUGCUCACCACAAGAACCAGACUCUUCUUUACAACCUGUUUGACGUCUCCCAGUCAGCCCAGACUCCUGUUGCUGUGAUCGGACUCACCUGUCGACUUGAUGUCUUGGAGCUGUUGGAAAAGAGGGUGAAGUCCAGAUUCUCCCACAGGCAGAUCCAUUUACUCAGUUCUUUUAGGUUCAAGCAGUAUCUGGAGAUUUUCAAGAUGCAGUUAAGUUUACCCGAUGACUUUACAGACAGGAGGUUUGCUGAAGAAUGGAACCAAAACAUUAAGUCUUUAUGUGAAGACAGAUCUGUGGAAGACAUCUUGCAAAAACAUUUUUGUUCCAGUAAAGAUUUCAGAUCACUGCAUAUGCUGCUGAUGCUUGCCCUGAGUCGAGUGACAGUAUCUCACCCAGCCAUCAAACCGACAGAUUUGCUAGAAGCCAGCCGUCUCUGCACAAUGGAUUCUAAAGCCAACAUUCUACAUGGUCUGUCUGUGUUGGAGCUCUGUCUGAUUAUAGCCAUGAAGCACUUAAAUGACAUUUAUGAUGGGGAGCCCUUCAAUUUUCAAAUGGUCCAUAAUGAAUUCCAGAAAUUCAUUCAGAGAAAGUCACAUUCAGUACAUAAUUUUGAAAAGCCUGUAGUCAUUAAGGCUUUUGAGCACUUACACCAGCUAGAACUAAUAAAGCCAAUGGAAGGACCCUCUGUAAGAACACAGAAAGAAUAUCAACUGGUAAAACUGCUGCUGGACAACAGUCAAAUCAUGGACGCCCUGCAGAAGUACCCACAAUGCCCUACUGAUGUCAAACAGUGGGCUGCUUCUGCUUUUGGAUAAAUGCAGCAAAAAGAAUAUAUAGGAGUUGGGAGUGAUAGCAAGUUCAGUGUUUUGAUUAGUUUAUUUAGUCCACUAUCUUUGACAUUAUUUUGGCUUACUUUGCACAUGUCGAGUUACUGUUUGGGUGUAGUAAAGAUGGUGAGUCAGCAGAGAUGUAUAUCUUUGUGCCUUAAGGGUUUCCUCAAACAAUACAUGCUCUUGCUAUUGGUGUUAUUGUGUACAUUUGAACAAAGUCACUGUAAUAUCACAACAUUGGAAACGGGUGCUGUUGUUUAUUUCGUGCCAUGUUCUGUGGUUGGAUCUCUCCCAGCUCCUACUCCACACAACAUUUCUCCUGUUGUGCCUUUUAAGUGAAAUUUCAGUCAGUACUCUGUACACUCAGAAAUCCACGAGAUGUGCAAAGGUAGCUUUACCAGUAAACCCACAAUCUGUUGCCAACUGUGUGCAGUGAACGUAGCUAUAGGAGGAGUCAGGAACCAACUUCCAGGAAGUGCUUCAUUACUACUCAGUGCUCUAUUGUGCGCCAUUAUCUGCCUUUAUUUUGCAUUUCACAUAAAAAAAAAUUACAUUCCAGUUCAAACAUUUUAUUGUUGAAGCUUUUUGUUAUUUAUUUUUUGUUAUAAGUAUGUCAAUUUGAACCUAAACACACUGUUAGUUGGAUAACUGAGUGUAAUGGAAAUAAUACUCAAAGUUCAGGAUUAUAGCUUUAAAGGCUGUAACCAUAUUUGUACCAUGUUGUAGUAGAUUACAAUUAAUUGGAUCUGCAUAACAAAUGCUAAUUGGACUUUUUUUUUGGUUUAUAUCUUUUCAUAUGUAGAACCUGGCAUAAAUAAAAAAAAUGUGUUUAGGACUGAACAAAUCUAAAAAAAAAUGUAUAGCUCAAUUUGUCAUCUUGUGUUCAUUGCCAUAAUUCUCUUGCAAUCUCGCUAUUAGCUGAUAAGCACAAUUAAGAGUGGCAGUAACGUAUGCUUCUCUUGACAAGUCUUUCCAAAUAGCUUUGUGAUGAUACAUUUGUAAGUUUGCAAUUGAAAGUGUUUUGUGUGUAAUGAUUAGUCACCAGUAUCUCCGCAAGUGGUACUGAAAUAAAAUUGGUGAGCAAGAUGUAUAACAAAUCCUGUAUACAGUUAAAUCUGUGGUAAUAUGGUAAGACUGCAUUUGGUCAUGCAUUGCUUGAUUAUGCACUGUGUUUUGCUAGAUCAUAUCUAAGGUUCUAUAAAAUGAAAUCAUUCUAAACAAAGGCAACAUAUAUAAAUAUGAUCAUCCAGUGCAGGUGCAAGUUAGUCCUUGACAAAUGAAUAGUUUUUAUGUAAUUAUACAUGACACCAGGUGUUAUGUUGGAUUGAAGAAUGCAAAAGGAACCAGAUAAAUAUCACAAUGAAAAACUGGUAAUAAAGCAACAUACACCCCUUUUAAAAACCUAUGCAUAUGUUGUAUUCUAGUUAAAAACAUAAGUUCUGUAACAAAACCACUGUGCAGAAAAUAAAAAUGAUGAGGAUGACUUUAUGAUGUGGUGAGCUAGAAUGGACACAAUCACAAAAUAAAUAAAACUG